AUGAAAUCCAAACUUUUACCUGCUAAGCUGCCUCGUACUAUCGAGGAUAGCAUUAAAGCUAUACUGCUUCUUGGGUAUCAGUAUCUUUGGAUUGACGCCUUUUGCAUACAGCAAGACAACGCAGCAGACAGGCAUCUUCAGAUUCAGCAAAUGGAUCUUAUAUACACCUCAGCAGAGCUCACAUUGAUUGCCGCCGCAGGCGACGACUUCUCAUUCGGCUUGCCGGGUGUAUGUAGCAAACGGAGAGUGAGGUAUCGAGACGCUGUCGUUGGCAAUAUGUGCGUGGCGUAUGUUCUAACAAACGUUUUCCAGUCCAUCGCCAGAUCCCGAUGGUUUACACGGGGAUGGACAUUCCAAGAAGGGUACCUUCCUCCCAGGCGACUAUACUUCACGGAUAGUGCAGUGUUGUUCAUUUGCAACCUGAUGCAAGGACAUGAAGGUUUCCAACGCUACCCUUCUGAAUCGGAAGUCUAUCGGGUCGGAGGCACGUUGAAUUCGCAAGUCUUAGGGCCCAGAAGCGACGGACAUAGCGGGCCUAGCGAGGUCAUGCGAUCGCUCGAGCAAUACUCCGCUUGCAAACUCAGCUACGACUAUGAUGCCUUGAACGCGAUACGGGGCGCUUUGAACUAUCAUCGAUCCAAGAAACAAUCCACUGAGACUAUGUGGGACAAACCACACUGA
Messenger RNA from Alternaria rosae, 681 nucleotides. Its product is annotated as heterokaryon incompatibility protein-domain-containing protein. The record is from RefSeq and is a predicted model, not a curated record. The transcript has 3 exons. NCBI's taxonomy places the organism in Eukaryota, Fungi, Ascomycota, Dothideomycetes, Pleosporales, Pleosporaceae. Bases 1 to 681 code for a protein of 226 amino acids.